AUGUCUGUGGGGCUUGUCCUGGCUGCCUUCCUGGUGGGGCACAUGGCUGCUGCCAACAGCUCUUGCCAGGCCCUCUUUAACCUGCCAGGGGACUUCAUCAUCGGGGGUCUCUACCCAGUCCAUAGCAAUAGCACUGAGCGGAACAGGGCUCGCCCACUUCAGCUGCCUUCCUGCGAGAGGUGAGAGGGCUGGGGUUUUUUGUGUUGUGUUGUGGGGAUGGGGCUCCUCUUUCUUCUCCCAUCCCUGAAGCAGAAAUCAGGGCUGUUUCCUCAGCAUGCUUCACCCCCUUUGACUCUUCCUCUGUCUUUGGCCAGCUGGUGGGCACCUGGUUGUGGGGGCAGCAAUGAGGAGGCUGCAAAGGGUGCUGAGGAACACAAAAGAGGGUCUGGCUUCUGGCUGGGUCAGACCAAAAGGCGCCCACUUAGCCCAGCCUUCUCUGCUCAGAGCAGGAAUCUCUCAGAUAGGACUGUGGCGCAGCACACAGCGUCUUUCUCUAGCAGUUGUGCACACUCUUUUUUCCUUGGACCAUCACAGAGCUGGGAGGCCAGGAAUCUGGGGGAGUGCAACCUCGAGACUGUGGGCCACAAUUGGCCCUCCAUCCCUCUCUAGCUGCCCUGGGCAUGCCUCUCCCCGUUUUAGGAGACCUCUUCUGCAGCCACCCUCCCUCUCUGCCUGCUAGCAAGUAAACUUGGAGUCUGUUUAUAACUAGUUUUGACCUACAAACCCUUGCACGGCUUGGGACCUCCACACCUCGAAGGACCGCCUCUCCUCAGAUGAACCCAGCUGGAAUGUGCACUUGUCAUCUGAGGCCCUUCUCUAUACCCUCACUCCAUGAGAGGGCUUGGAGGGUGGCAAGACGAGAACGGGCCUUUUCUGUGGUGGCUCCCUGUCUGUGGACUGCUCUCCACAGAGAGCUUGCCAGGCGAAAAUAUUCCUCUAUUCAGGCCAUUGGCCGUUAAAUAAUCUAUGGCCUGUUAAAUGUGUGUUGGGCUGGGGGCUGGGGGGUGGGACUGUUAUUAUGAUUAUUUAAUUGUGCUCCAUAUUAUGUUUUUUAUCAUUAUGCUCCAUAAACUAUGUCCUUAAUGUUGUACACUGCCCUGGGAUCUUUGCAUAAGGGGCAGUAUAUAAAUCAAAUUAAUUAUAAUAAUAAUAACUACUUUUUUAUAUAUAAAUUUAUUUGGUUUUUCAGAUUAAAAUUUUACAGUCACAUAUCCAACAUACAACACUGAAACAAGAUUCCAAAGAAUCUCUGGAACUUCCCUCCUCCCCUUUGUGGGUCUUAUUGUUAAUCAUUUCCUCCUGCAUCUUUUAUAAUAAUCCAAAUCUUUUACCUCUCCAUUGUUUCCAAAAUUCACCGCUAAACUACAAGUGUUAUUCCAAUCCUACUAAUGAUUUUAACUGUUUGCAAUGGUUUUUAAGAUAAAUUAUAAAUUUCCCCCAUUCCUUAUUAAAGUUUUGGUCUUCCUGAUUUCUGAUUCUUCCGGUCAUUUUAGCCCUUUCGGCAUAACCCAUCAACUUGAUCUGCCAUUCUUCUCUGGUAGGGUUACAAAUUCCCACAAAAUGUGUGUGUGUUGAGGUACCAUUUCUACAGGCUUAAUUGAGCUCCACGUUUAUUUCCUCAGUCUAAACCCUUCGGGCUAUGCUCAAUUUCAAGCCAUGAGGCUGGCUGUUGAGGAAAUCAACAAUUCUUCUACUUUGCUCCCCAACAUCACCUUGGGAUACCACAUAUGGGACACCUGUCAAGAAAGCCUUCACCUGCAAGCCGCCUUCCAGCUCUCCCCACACCAGUGGUGCCGCUCGCACCAAGGAGGCUGUUCCCAGAGAGUCAUUGGUGUGGUGGGUCCCGACUCAGCCGAAAUGACGCAGCUGACAGCAAGAGUCUUCACCUACUACGGCCUUCCGCAGGUGAGCUGCUAAAUUGAUGCUAUGCAUUAGUCUCGGUGGCCUUAUUGAGAAAUGGUUUCAACAUCCGACUCUGUUGCCGUCUCUGCUCUGCCGAAGUGGUGGGCCUACAAAUGGUCAGGUUCGUUGUGGUGUCAUUAAUACGUUGUUUAAUGGCCAGUGGUUGCUCAUGUUGUAGUUGUUAAUGUUUUUGUUUUUGUUUUUUCAAUUUUUUUUAUUGAUUUUCAAAAUUUCAAAACAGACAAACAGACAUACAUACAUCCUGUUUAAAUCUUGAUAACAUUAUUAAGUGACUCAAAUCCCCUUGGUUGAAUUUCAUUAUAUAUCAUUAUAACAGUUUUCCAAAAUCUAUUUUUUCAAAAAUUAACUUGGUCACUUAACAUCUUUCAUUCUUUCUAAUUUAACUUUAAACAUCUUAAAACUUAUCUUUACAUAUUUGAAUCCUAAGCCUAUCUAUUUAUUUGCAAGCUUUUCCAAUUAAGUUAUCUUAACAUAUUUAGCUAAAUAGUCUUUAAAUUUCAUCCAUUCUUCCUGAUACUCCCCUCCUUCUGGUCGCAGACUCUUCCAGUCAGGUUGGCCAGCUCUAAAAGUCCAUCAUCUUCAUCUGCCAAUCUUCCACUGUUGGUAUUUCUUGUGUUUUCCAAUUCUUCGCUAACAAAAUUCUUGCUGCAGUUGUGGCGUACAAAAAUAAUUUAACAUCUUUUUGGGGCAAUUCCAAACCUGUUAUUCCAAGAAGAAAGGCCUCUGGUUUCUUAAUAAAUGUAUAUUUCAACAUUUUUUUCAAUUUGUUAUAAAUCUUCUCCCAGAAGUCUUUCACCUUGGGGCUGUAGUUGUUAAUGUUUUUAAACUUGGUCGCAAGUAUUAGGUGACUAAUGGAUGCGAUAAAUGAGAGCUCCCCCACUUCCUCCAUCUGCACCUGGUAAGAAGAGAAGAAGAGAAGAAGAAGAGUUUGGAUUUGAUAUCCCGCCUUUCACUCCCUUUAAGGAGUCUCAAAGCGGCUAACAAUCUCCUUUCCCUUCCUCCCCACAACAAACACUCUGUGAGGUGAGUGGGGCUGAGAGAGAAGUGUGACUGGCCCAAGGUCACCCAGCAGCUGCAUGUGGAGGAGCGGAGACGCAAACCCGGUUCACCAGAUUACGAGACUACCGCUUUUAACCACUACACCACACUGGCUCUCACUGUAAGAACACACUCUGCUCUGGGCACUCUCUGAGCUGUGCACACACCAUUGCAUAUUGCCCUCCUGCUUUUAAAAACGUGCCUGUCUCCUGUCCAGGUCUCAUACAGUAUCAAGGAAGAGAUCUUUGCUGACAAGAAGCUCUUUCCGCUGCUUUUCCGUACGAUCCCCAGCAAUGACCACCAGGUCUCGGGGCUCAUCUCCUUGAUCUCGGCCUUCGGCUGGGAGUACAUCUCCGCUGUGGACAGUGGCACCAAAGCCAGCGAGAAAACAGUUCAGUCUUUGAUUGCCAAGGCAGCAGCCAAGGGCAUAUGCAUUUCCUACCAGGGGCUGAUGACGGCCGAUCUCCGCAUCUUGGAAAGCCGGCUGCAGAGGGUGAUUGAGAACAUAGAGAAAGCCAGAACCAACGUCGUCGUUGUCCUUUCCAAUGCGGCCAUUACCAGGAAGUUCUUCCACGCUGUCACCAAACUGAAGAUCAAAGGCAAAGUCUGGAUCGCACCCGAGUCCUGGAUCUUAACCGACACGAUUGCUUCCAUACCGAACAUCGAGCAAACAGGCACCGUGCUUGGACUCACCGUCAAGCCAGUCAAACUGCCUCAAAUUGUACACUUUGUUGGGAAAACGCUACAGCGCUCCCCGUCAAACAAGACGGAUGGCCCUUUGCUCUCUGAAGCCCCGACGGUGGAGGCUUGCUCCCAGUCCUGCGAUGAGAACCAACUGCUCUCUCCGGACGCUUUAGCCAACAUUUUGAACAGUUCCGUUUGGCAGUGGUCUUUCUAUUCGUACGCUUCCGUCUAUAUCCUGGCCGAGGCCCUCCACAACCACCUGGGGUGCAGCCUGCAAGGAUGUCCAGCAAGCAAGGAGUUCAAGCCACGACAGGUAGUAAUAAUAAUAAUAAUAAUAAUUUUUAUUUAUACCCCGCCCUCCCCAGCCAAGGCCGGGCUCAGAGCGGCUUACAAGCAAUAAUAAAAACAAGUUGAAUGAUUACAACUUAAAAACAACAUUAAAAUACAACAUUAAAAUAUUGAAACAUUAAAAUGUAGCCUCAUCGCAGGAGGAGAAGGAAAAGAAAAAAGAAAGAGGGAGGGAGGGAAUCAAAUUGGUUCCAAGCCAAAGGCCAGGCGGAACAACUCUGUCUUACAGGCCCUGCGGAAAGAAAUCAGAUCCUGCAGGGCCCUGGUCUCAUGAGGCAGAGCGUUCCACCAGGCCGGAGCCAGUGUUGAAAAGGCCCUGGCUCUGGUUGAAGCUAAUCUAACUUCCUUAGGGCCCGGGACCACUAGGGUGUUGCUAUUUAUGGACCUUGAGGCUCUCCGUGGCGCAUACCAGGAGAGGCGGUCCCGUAGGUACGAGGGUCCUAGGCCGUGAAGGGCUUUAAAGGUCAAAAGCAGCACCUUAAAUCUGACCCUGUACUCCACCGGGAGCCAGUGCAGCUUGAAAAGCACUGGGUGAAUAUGCUCCCAUGGAGGUAAGCGCUACGUUCAGGGGAGCAGGCCACCACUGCUGCUGCUGUUUUGAUAAAUAGCAUCCUCUCCCCAGGGUUUUUCCUUUCAGCUCCUUUGCUCCUUCCCAAACAUCUGGUAUAUUUGGGAUCAGGCUGCUCCAUAUCUCCCUUUGUUCAAAGGCAGGCUAGGAAGCGUCUGUCCUUUACCCUCAAUGCCUGGAGGAAGUCGGCUUGAGGCACCAAGGGACUAAAGCGCAUUUGCCACUCGCCUCCCUCCUGUGUCCAUGUGCAACAUAUCUAGUUGUAUUAUUUUUAAUUUUUUAAUUGUUUUUUCCCCUUUUUCUUAUUAUGUUUUUACUGAAAUUUUAUUGGUGUUAGCCGCCCUGAGCCCAGCUCUGGCCGGGGAGGACGGGAUAUACAGUGAGGGGCGAAAAGUAUUUGAUCUCCUGCUAAAUUUGCCCGUUUGCCCUCUGACAGAGAAAUGACCAGUCCGUAAUUUUAAUGGUAGGUUUAUAGUAGCUGUGAAAGACAGAAUAACAGCAGGACAAACCCCAGAAACCCAGAAGACAAAAGUCAGAGAAUGGUGUGCAUUAUAAUGAGUGGAAUAAGUAUUUGAUCCCUUUGCGAAAGAUGACUUAGUACUUGGUGGCAAAACCCUUGUUGGCAAUUGCAGAGGUCAGACGUUUCUUGUCGGUGGCCACCAGGUUUGCACGCAUCUCAGGAGGUAUUUUAUCCCACUCCUCUUUGCAGAUCCUCUCCAAGUCAGUAAGAUUUUGAGGCUGAUGCGUAGCUACUCAAACCUUCAGCUAGAGUUAAACGGGCAAAUUUAGCAGGGGAUCAAAUACUUUCCCCCCUCACUGUAAAUAAAAUUUGUUGUUGUUGUUGUUGUUAUCUAUUGGUGGUGUGACUUAAUAGCAUCCGAUAGGUGUCAGCUAGCGCCUCUGCAGCAAUGGCUGUGGUCAGAGCAGCUUCCCCAGCUCACUCGGCUCAGAAACCCAAGGCAAGCAGGUGGCAUUCAGAUGUCAAAGGCAGUAGCAGCCUUUAGGAUCAGGUGCCCUGAGGUUGUGGGAGGAAAGGGAAGAAACUUGAAGCAGAUCUCUCCCAUCACCCGGGAGAGGAGUGGGUGCAGUGUCUGUAGCAGAGCUUAUUCUUUCUUUUCUUUUUUUUAAAAGGAAUUUUCAUGGGGGAGCAAGAGAGUGAUAAUGCCAAAAGGGCACUUUUAACCUUUUCAUUAAUUUUAACUAAUUUAAAUAAAUGAAAAAUAAAUGCCAUGAACCGUGCAUUUUAACAGCAAAUCGUUGUACAGUGGUACCUCGGGUUAAGAACUUAAUUCGUUCUGGAGAUCCGUUCUUAACCUGAAACCGUUCUUAACCUGAGGUACCACUUUAGCUAAUGGGGCCUCCCGCUGCCACCGCACGAUUUCUGUUCUCAUCCUGAAGCAAAGUUCUUAACCCGAGGUAAUAUUUCUGGGUUAGCGGAGUCUGUAACCUGAAGCGUCUGUAACCCGAAGCAUCUGUAACCCGAGGUAGCAUUGUAAUUGAAAGAAACUUGGCAUUUAAAUUCUAACUAAAUAUGCCCAGAAUGCUUGACAUAAUUUUUCUAGAAAAUCCUGCUCAGUGUGAAUCUCUGGAGAAGGCUGACAUUGUCUCCUGCCUCCAGCUGAAAUAAAGCAAACAACAGGGAUCAUCAUCUCUCAGGCCAAUGUUUAGCUGUGCUACCCACACAUCCUUCAACAAGCACAGUAAACCCCUCUCCCUGCACCCCCAAGAUGCAAUUAUCUUCUCAUUUCAGUUUUAUGAAGCAUUGUACAAGGUGAACUUUCCUCUGCAAGGCAACACCAUCACAUUGGGCCAAGAGGGAGAUCUGUUCCUGGGCUACAGUGUCGUCACCUGGAGCUGGGAAAAUGGCACGGCUACUUUCAAGAUGAUCGGCAGCUACAGUUCCCAAGCCCUGAAUAUCAACAAGUCUGAAAUCAGUUGGCCAGCACCAGGGGAUCAGGUAAGAUACCAGGCGAAACACCCAGAAAGAAGGAAAACACGGGCAAUGCUGGAUGGGGAUGGUAGAUGUUGGGAGAGAGAAGUUUGGAAGAGAUUCUUACUCUUCAUAGCAGAGCUAAGCACAGUGGCGGAUGCUCCAAUUUACAUCUGCCCACCUUUAAACAAAUGUUCCCCACAUAAAUGCUCAGGCUAGAAUAAAUCACAGGGACUUAGCUUUCCAAAUAAGUGAAGCUUUUACUCACAGAGAUUCCAGGAGUUACAAGAAACAAGUCUCUAUCCACUGGCAGUAAAAAUAAGAAAGAAAAGGUUCCAGAUGACUCCAAAAAGAAAAGAACUUGGUUUCCGUAUGAAAAGAAUCAUGCAAUCUUUAGGUUAACAAAGACGCAGACUUUAAAAUCUCCUUUUUGGAGAGAUUCAGUUAUUCCAGGAAGCACAAAGAGGGGGAAAGAGAGAGAAGGGGUGCUAAGCUCCUUCUCAACUGGCAACCUGAGCUCGGGUUAACCCUUUCAUUCACGCAACCGUGAGUCAGUAGCUAGAUCUUACAAAAGAUGGGAGCUGUACUCCAAACAUCUGGAGGACAUCAGAUUGGGGAACAGAUUGGGGCUUACUUGGACAUAAAAGAACCUAAGAGCAGCCAUCUGGAUCUGACCCAAAUGGCUCCUUCUGCUCCAGCAUUCCGUUUCUCAUAGCGAUCAAAGAGAUCUUUCUGGGAAGCUUCCUAUUGCUGCUUCCACAUGCUGCUUAUCCAGGGCGUUGCUGCAGCUCCUGGAUAAUUUAGCUUGCUCUCUUCACACCUUUUCCAGCUUUACAAUAUCCUACAUUUUUAUCUUCAUUCAUUUAGACAAAGUAAUAAUCAUAAAUAAAUAAGAAUAAACAUGUGUACCCCACCACUGAGACCAUUCCAUUGUAAGUAUCCAACCUCCCAAAAUUUCAACACUCCUUGUGAUGGUUUGACCCCCUUCCGUUUUAACAGUACACUACAUUUUUCUGAUAUAAUAUCCUACAUUAUCCUACAUUUUUCUCAACAUACAUUUGCAUAAAAGCCUUGUGAUAUUGACGGACUGAUUUGUUAUUCCUUUUUAAUGACCCCUGGGUGCGGUGUGGUGAACUACCGACUGACUUUCACAAGUCGCCAACAACUCAAAUGCCUCCACCUAACCAAACUCUCCUGUUCUAGGUCCCCAAAUCAUAUUGCAUAGCAGUGUGUGAAGUGGGUCAAAUCCGAAGCAAGCAAUUGCUGGACGAGUGUUUAUGUCGCUGUGACGACUGCCUGGAAGGGACCUAUCAAAACGAAACAGGUGAGUUCAAACACCGCAUGGCUCAGGGAGCCACAUUUGUGAAUCUGAAGACUGGCCUCCGCUAUGCGCUAGACAAGUUCUAGCUUCCUCCCUUGACUCAGAGGUCAUCAGUGCCAAGUAGGCAGAGGCUUAAGGCAGGAAAGAGUCCCAAGGUGUAGAAGUUAAGAGUGCCAGAUAAGGUUCUGGGUUCAAAUCCCCGUUCACCAUGUCUUUUGUGAUGGCGCCAAUUCCUCCGAAUGAACAACAGUCUAGAACAGGAGCGCAAAGGACCACUGCUGUUCACUUUUGCCUCUAUCCCUUCAUGAGCUGGCAGAGGGUCCUCUGGAGGGAUUGUUUUUGUUCUGAGUCACAACACAGCUUCACCCUCUGCCCCUUUCCCCUCUCCCCCAAGCAGAGACUCAGGCAAAGGGCUCUUUGUAGAUGGCAACACAGGCUCCAGCGAUUGUCUCUAUCUGUGACUCCACGACCUUUGCAAAGGCCCAUGCCGAGCUUUGCACAGAGUGUGGGGCUCUGCAAAGCCCCAGAAAGCUCACCAGCUAUAAGACACCAUCUGGGGGAAACAUGGGAUUAAAAAAUAAUUAUUAAUUAAUUAUUUCUUCUGCUGCUGCUGCUGCUGCUGCUGCUGCUGCUGCUGCUGCCGGACUUUGCACAGAGACUGAGGCUUGGCCAAAGCCUUUUUCACUGUCCACAAUGGGAAGGCAGGGCUCAAAAGCAGAACUGUAGAGCUGGAAGGGACCCCAAGGGUCAUCUAGUCCAACCCCCUGCAAUGCAGGAAUCUCAGCUAAAGCAGAUGGGCAUCCAACCUCUGCUUAAAAAUCUCCAAGGAAGGAGAGUCCACAACCUCCCAUGGGAGAUGGUUCCACGGUCGAACAGCUCUUCCUGUCAAAAGUUUUUCCUGAUGCUUAGUCGGAAUCUCAUGUGACAGCCCUUUGGACACUUGAGGAUGACCAUUGUAUCUCCUCUCAGUCUCCUCUUUUCUAGCUAAACAAUACAGUGGUACCUCUGGUUACAUACGCUUCAGGUUACAGACGCUUCAGGUUACAGACUCCGCUUAACCCAGAAAUAUUACCUCAGGUUAAGAACUUUGCUUCAGGAUGAGAACAGAAAUCGCAUUCCGGCGGCGCGGCGGCAGCGGGAGGCCCCAUUAGCUAAAGUGGUGCUUCAGAUUAAGAACAGUUUCAGGGUAAGAACAGACCUCCAGAACGAAUUAAGUUCUUAACCCGAGGUACCACUGUACCCAGCUUCUUCAACCAUUCCUCAUAAGGCUUGGCUUCUAGACCCUUGAUCAUCUGAGCUGCCCUUUUCUGCACAUGUUCCAGCUUGUCAACAUAUCUUUCCUAGCCUGGGAGAGAUCCCUGCACGGAAGUCCUGGAGAGUCAAUGUAGAGACAACAGCACUGAGCUAGUCGGUGCCUGCCUUGGUGUAAGGCACUUUCUUCUACUUCUAAGCAGUCCUGCUGCUGACUGAGCUUCUCCUUUCCUCCUCUUCAGGUGGAGACACUUGCAUCCCGUGCCCCCCGGGGAUGUGGUCCCCUCUGAAGAGCAGCACCUGCUUCCCCCCGCUCAUCACGUAUCUCGACAUCACCACCACCACCAUCUUGGCCCUGGUGAUCCUGGCCAUCGUCGACUUCUUCCUGCUCUUUGGCUGCUUGCUGGUUUUUGCCCUCCACCGUCAAACGCCAGUGGUCAAAGCGGCCGGGGGCAAGCUGGCUUUCGUCAUGCUGGCCUCGCUGCUGGCUUCCUGCACCACCACCAGCCUGUUCGUCGGGAAGCCCACUGAGGUCACCUGCCUGAUCCGGCAGCCCUUGUUCGCCAUCAGCUUCACCGUCUGCGUCUCCUGCCUCCUGGUCCGCUCCUUCCAGAUCAUCUUCAUCUUCAAAAUGGCCUGCAAGCUGCCCCCCGGAGCCGCCAAGUGCUGGGUCAAGUACAAAGGCACCUACGUCUCGGUCGGCCUCAGCUGUGGCCUGCAGGCCCUCAUCUGCCUCCUCUGGCUCCGCUUCUCCCCGCCUACAUUGCAAGAGGAUUUUGUGAGCGAGAGGGAGGUCUACCUGCAAUGUUCAGAAGGCCACUUCAUGGGGCUAGGAGGGGUGCUGGGCUACAUCACCCUGCUGGGCGGCGCUUGCUUCGCCUUCGCCUUCUGGGGCCGCAACCUGCCCAAGAAUUACAGCGAGGCGAGGCUCCUCACCACCAGCAUGCUGGUCUUCCUCAUGGGCUGGGGCUGCUUCAUGCUCAUCUACAUCACCACCGAAGGGAAGGGCAAAGGGAUCCCUGCCUUGCAGAUGUUCACGGUGCAGACCAGCGUCUACGCCAUCCUCUGCACCUUCUUCCUGCCCAAAUGCUACCUGAUCCUCUUCCGGCCGCAGUUCAACACGGUGGCCCAUUUCCAGACCUGUAUCCAAGCCUACACGGCCACAGUCAGAAACGCCGAGCAGUGA
Molecule: messenger RNA, 10249 nt
Organism: Podarcis lilfordi (Lilford's wall lizard)
Lineage: Eukaryota; Metazoa; Chordata; Lepidosauria; Squamata; Lacertidae
Source: the annotation of a GenBank genome assembly